This is a messenger RNA of Tilletiaria anomala UBC 951, 969 nucleotides long. RefSeq lists its product as uncharacterized. The transcript is spliced from 3 exons. The coding region runs from base 291 to 875 and encodes 194 amino acids. The record is from RefSeq and is a predicted model, not a curated record. Gene Ontology annotation, cellular component: mitotic spindle; spindle microtubule; mitotic spindle pole body. NCBI's taxonomy places the organism in Eukaryota, Fungi, Basidiomycota, Exobasidiomycetes, Georgefischeriales, Tilletiariaceae.
ACACGGAGCAAGGCCUCGGCGCCAUAGACAGGGACAACCGUGUAAAACACGCAUACUAUUGGCGCGUGACGCGUUUCGUUGCCACCUCGAAUCUCAAAGAGCAGAUGUUGAGAUCGAGGUGUUCUUUCAUGGAGGAGACAGAGAGCUGCUGUACACGGAUCAACAGGCAGCCCCAUACCUUCGCAUCUCGAGCGCCUGAAACAGCUGUGCGAAUAUUCGCGCUCAGCGAUCGGCCCUAAAUACUGGCCAACAUCUGCGCAGGUCGCAGCACUCACACCCGCCACGCGACCAUGGAUUCGACACCUCCACCCGCAACGGCUGUAAACAGCCGAGGGGCCCGCUCCUUUUUCGAGCGCGAGCGGGAGCGCCUCGUCACAGAGAUCUCCGAUGGCAUCGAAGUCAUCAUGUCCAACUCCAACACACUCAACCGCAAGCUCGAAGAAUCCAUCUCCGUCGGCAAAGAAUUCGAACCGAUCGCAGAUUUGUGGGGGCAGUUCAGCAACGUCAUGACACGCGCGGGCAUACCCGACUUGGUCGCCGAAACAGCCGCAGCAGCGGCCGCGACCGCCGCGUCACCUUCAUUCACAUCAGGGGUAGCAGAAUCGGGGGCAGCCGCGGGUGCUUCAUCAGGAGACGCCACACACCCAGAUACGGCCUCGGACCAAUUCAGACGGUCGGCCGGAGCUCCUGGAGCCGAUGCGGACGCAGCAGAGGGAAACGAGGACGGCAGGCGAAGUAGGCAGGGACACGGUGCUUUCGGAGAGGAGGACACGCUGAAGCGCAGUCUAGGCGGCACCGGCGACCUGCUUGGCAUGGACGACUUGCCGCCGGGUGUCAUACCUGGCGGUGGCAUCGUCUAUGGGAGAGAUGCUUGACGGCCGAUUUUCUCACUGGUGCUCCGUAGCCACGACAGGGUGCAUCUUAUUGUAUACUAUUGUAUUUCCCCUGGUCCUCAGCAGACACACAUCG